Molecule: messenger RNA, 6701 nt
Organism: Magnolia sinica
Lineage: Eukaryota; Viridiplantae; Streptophyta; Magnoliopsida; Magnoliales; Magnoliaceae
Exons: 4
Coding region: 162-6290 (2042 amino acids)
Molecular function (GO): protein binding; ADP binding
Source: RefSeq, a predicted model, not a curated record
CCACUUUACCGAAUCCGCGCCUCCAUCUCCAUAUGGAAGGGAAAGAAAUGAAUAGCUUCUGUAAUGCGAAAGAGAAGAAGCGUUCCUCACUUAUUUCUCUACUUUAAAUUUCAUUUUCAUCUCUCGUUAUUUCUUCUCAGGAGUGAAGGCAACUCGUAGGGAUGAAUUUCCUCACACCGUUGAAAUCGGUCUUGGAAUUCUUAUGGGAACCUGUAGCACAGCGGAUUGGCUAUGUCAAAAACCUUGAAAGCAAUUUUGAAAAGCUCAAUGACGAAGCACGAGAUUUGUACAAUAGAAGGGACGAUGUGAAACUAGAGAUCCGUAGAAGUAAAACAGAGAAGAUUCCCACGAAUGAAUGCAAAGGUUGGCUUGAAAAGGUUGAGAAGAUUGAAAAUAAGUUGAAUGAAAUAGCAGAAGAAUACAAAGAGGAUAAGAAAUGUCUGAUAGGGUGUUGCCCUGAUGUGUACUCAAGCAUGAAGCUUGGUGAACGUGUACAGAACAUGAUCAGCAAUGUUAUCGAUCUAAAGAAGAAAUCAAAGUUUGAAGGAGGAAUAGUGGUGAAUGCACCACUGGUGAAAGCUGGGAUGAUGCUAGCACCAACAAUAGAAAUAGAAACAUCAUCUGAUCGCACUCUAAAAAACAUAGUACGAUGCAUAGAAGAUGUGAGAAUAAAAAAGAUUGGUAUUUGGGGGAUGGGCGGGGUUGGGAAAACGACGGUCAUGCAAAAUUUGAGAUGCCACCCAACAGUGACAAGAAUGUUUGAAAUUGUAAUUUGGGUAGCGGUCUCAAAAGACUGGAGCACAAGGAAAGUACAAAACCAAAUUAUGAGAAGGCUGAGAGAAAAGGUGAAUGAUUAUGAUCCGGACCAUUUGGUUGCACAGAAGCUAUCUCAAAGUUUGGAGACCAAGAAGUUCUUGCUGCUUCUAGAUGAUGUUUGGGAUCCAGUAGAUUUGGAUUCUGUGGGAAUGCCCUCUCCCUCCAUAGUAGGCAAAGAUUGCAAGGUUGUUCUGACAACUAGAUACCGAAAUGUUUGUCACAAGAUGAGAACUGAUGAGGAGGUUAAGGUGGAAGUUUUGUCACAGGAAGAAUCAUGGCAAUUGUUUCGUAAAGAAGUUGGUGAGGUGGUCAAUCAUCCAAGCAUCGCACCAUUGGCGAAAGGCAUUGUUCAGGAAUGUGGUGGUCUGCCUCUCGCAAUCACCACAGUGGGAGGAGCCUUGAGAGAGGAAGACAAUGUUCACGUGUGGAGUAAUACACUAACAGAACUGAGAUCUCCAGCAACAUCUUGGAUAGAAGAAAUGGAGGAAGAAGUGUUUAAGCGCUUAAAAUUUAGUUAUGACCGAUUGAAGGAUGGCAACAUGAAGAAAUGCUUUUUGUAUAUUGCAUUGUAUCCUGAAGAUCACAUGAUUAAGGCGAAAGAAUUGAUUGAAUAUUGGAGGGCGGAAGGGUUCCUAGACGGUGCUCGAAACUUGGCCCAAGCACGUGACAAAGGACAUUCUGUAUUGAAAAAACUUAUUGAUUCAUCUCUGUUGAGAGAGUAUCCAAAUGCAGAAUUUAUCUGUGUGCAUGAUGUACUUCGAGACAUGUCACUGAGACUUACAUCCACAAAGGGAGAAGAAUGCAGAUUCUUGGCAAGAGCUGGUGUUGGAAUGGAGGAACCCCCAAUUGAGGAUGAAUGGAAAGAAGCAAAGAGGAUCUCGUUGAUGAAUAAUCAAUUGCUUGGUUUACCGGAGAAGCCAGAAUGCUCCGUGCUCUCAGCAUUGUUGUUACAGGGAAAUGAGUCGUUGACAGCAAUCCCAGAGUCAUUCUUCAAGCAUAUGUAUGCCUUGAAAGUUUUGGAUCUCAGCGGUACCUGUAUAAAGACCUUACCUCCAUCUCUUGGAAACUUGGUCAAUCUUAACGGGCUCCAUCUAAACAACUGCAGAAAUUUGUCUGACCUCCCAUCCCAAGUAGGAGCACUCAAGAGACUUGAAGCGCUUCAUCUUCGCAGCACUAACAUUCAACACGAAGGCCUCCAUCGCUGCCAUACAAGAGGCAUCAAAUUCUUGCCUAUUGAGAUUGGGGAAUUGACUUGCCUUAGGCGUUUGGAGGUGUCAUUUUCUAGAUACAAAGUUGGGAAUGGCAUUCCCGUCAAGGACUUGAUGAUGGCAAUGACUACAGAUGGGAUAUUCUCAAGGUCUUGGAUCAAAGAGGAUGAUGGUAGCGUGUUGAUGUUGGAUGAUAUUGAUAUUGGCAAGCCGCAGAUGAUUCCUGCUGGUGUGUUAUCGAAACUCUUCCUACUGGAAGAGCUGAGGAUCGACGUGCAUCCAGAAGAUAAGCGGUGGAACUCAAGUGUAGCAGAAGCAGUGAUGGCCGUGUGCAGCCUGAAAGAAUUGACUACACUUGAUUUCCACUUUCCAAGAGUGGAGUAUCUCGAACAUUUCAUCCGAAGCAGCCAAUCAUGGAAAAGAGGAUUAACGGAAUUCCGGUUUUUGGUGGGCCAUCAUGUUGCGCAGGGCUACUUCUCAUAUGACACCAAUGAAGAUGAAAGAUGGAACAGAUGCUUGAUAUAUGAAGGUGGUGGAAGUGUGUCCCAGGCAAUUGUGGAGGUACUUAGUUAUGCUGAUGGGUUUCACAUAGAGGGCAAUAACAGCAUUCGAGAGUUAUCAGAAUUCGGCAUGGAAAACAUGAACCAGCUAGCAUUUUGCUUCAUUAGAGAAUGCAAUGAAAUGGUGUAUGUCAUAAAUGGCACCGGCGUCCAAGAAAGUGCAUUGCCAAGCUUAAAAAAUCUCUUUAUCUGGCAUCUGCCUAAGUUGAGAAGCAUUUGGGAGGGGCCAGUGCAGGUUGGCAGCCUCGCGAGUCUUACAGUUUUGCACUUGACAGGAUGUCCCAUGUUGCAGAAGGUUUUCUCGAUGGACAUGGUUCGACAGCUCUCCAACUUGGAAGACCUCUUCAUCAGAGAUUGUUCCUCAAUAGAGGAAAUAUUAGACGACAAGGAAGCAGAGAGAGCAGUUGAUUAUGAUGAUCUACUGCCGAAUCUGUGGACGUUAGAUCUCCGAGACUUGCCUCAACUGACUAGAAUCAGCAAACCAACUUCAUUGUCUUGGCUAUCAUCACCGGCAAUUGAGGUUGAAGACUGUCCAAAUCUAAAGAGUCUUCCAUUUGACAGACAGAAUGCUGAACAACUGCACAAGAUCUUGGUAGGGAUGAAUUUCCUCACACCGUUGAAAUCAGUCUUGGAAUUCUUAUGGGAACCUGUAGCACAGCGGAUUGGCUAUGUCAAAAACCUCGAAAGCAAUUUUGAAAAGCUCAAUGAUGAAGCACGAGAUUUGUACAAUAGAAGGGACGAUGUGAAACUAGAGAUCCGUAGAAGUAAAACAGAGAAGAUUCCCACGAAUGAAUGCAAAGGUUGGCUUGAAAAGGUUGAGAAGAUUGAAAAUAAGUUGAAAGAAAUAGCAGAAGAAUACAAAGAGGAUAAGAAAUGUCUGAUAGGGUGUUGCCCUGAUGUGUUCUCAAGCAUGAAGCUCGGUGCACGUGUACAGAACAUGAUCAGCGAUGUUAUCGAUCUAAAGAAGAAAUCAAAGUUUGAAGGAGGAAUAGUGGUGAAUGCACCACUGGUGAAAGCUGGGAUGAUGCUAGCACCAACAAUAGAAAUAGAAACAUCAUCUGAUCGCACUCUAAAAAACAUAGUACGAUGCAUAGAAGAUGUGGGAAUAAAAAAGAUUGGCAUUUGGGGGAUGGGCGGGGUUGGGAAAACGACGGUCAUGCAAAAUUUGAGAUGCCACCCAAAAGUGACAAGAAUGUUUGAAAUUGUCAUUUGGGUAGCGGUCUCAAAAGACUGGAGCACAAGGAAAGUACAAAACCAAAUUAUGAGAAGGCUAAGAGAAAAGGUGAUUGAUUAUGAUCCGGACCAUUUUGUUGCACAGAAGCUAUCUCAGAGUUUGGAGACCAAGAAGUUCUUGCUGCUUCUAGAUGACGUUUGGGAUCCAGUAGAUUUGGAUUCUCUGGGAAUCCCCUCUCCCUCCAUACUAGACAACGAUUGCAAGAUUGUUCUGACAACUAGAUACCCAAACGUCUGCCAUAAGAUGAGAACUGAUGAGGAGGUGAAGGUGGAAGUUUUGUCAAAGGAAGAAUCAUGGCAAUUGUUUCGUAAAGAAGUUGGUAAGGUGGUCGAACAUCCAAGCAUCGUACCAUUGGCGAAAGGCAUUGUUCAGGAAUGUGGUGGUCUGCCACUCGUAAUCACCACGGUGGGAGGGGCCUUGAGAAAGGAAGACAAUGUUCACGUGUGGAGUAAUACGCUAACAGAGCUGAGAUCUCCAGCAACAUCUUGGAUAGAAGAAAUGGACGAAGAAGUGUUUAAGCGCUUAAAAUUUAGUUAUGACCGAUUAAAGGAUGGAAACAUGAAGAAAUGUUUUUUGUAUAUUGCGUUGUAUCCUGAAGAUCAUAUGAUUAAUGCAAAAGAAUUGAUUGAAUAUUGGAGGGCGGAAGGGUUCCUAGACGGUGCACGAAACUUGGCCCAAGCACGUGAUAAAGGACAUUCUGUACUGAAAAAACUAACUGAUUCAUCUCUGUUGAGAGAGUAUCCAAAUGCGGAAUUUAUCCGCGUGCAUGAUGUACUUCGAGACAUGGCACUGAGACUUACAUCCACAAAGGGAAAAGAGUGCAGAUUCUUGGCAAGAGCUGGUGUUGGAAUGGAGGAACCCCCAAUUGAGGAUGAAUGGAAAGAAGCCAAAAGGAUCUCGUUGAUGAAUAAUCGAUUACUUGGUUUACUGGAGAAGCCAGAAUGCUCCAUGCUCUCAGCAUUGUUGUUACAGGGAAAUGAGUCAUUGACAGCAAUCCCAGAGUCAUUCUUCAAGCAUAUGUAUGCCUUGAGAGUUUUGGAUCUCAGCGGUACCUGUAUAAUGACCUUACCUCCAUCUCUUGGAAACUUGGUCAAUCUUAACGGGCUCCAUCUAAACAACUGCAGAAAUUUGUCUGGCCUCCCAUCCCAAGUAGGAGCACUCAAGAGACUUGAAGCGCUUCAUCUUCGCUGCACUAACAUUCAACACGAGGGCCUCCAUCGCUGCCAUACAAGCGGCAUCAAAUUCUUGCCUAUUGAGAUUGGGGAAUUGACUUACCUUAGGCGUUUGGAGGUGUCAUUUUCUAGAUACAAUGUCGGGAAUGGCAUUCCCGUCGAGGACUUGAUGAUGGCAAUUACUACUGAUGGGAUAUUCUCAGGGUCUUGGAUCAGAGAGGAUGAUGGGAGCGUGGUGAUGUUGGAUGAUAUUGAUAUUGACAAGCCACAGAUGAUUCCUGCUGGUGUGUUAUGGAAGUUCUCCCUACUGGAAGAGCUGAGGAUCGACGUGCAUCCGGAAGAUAAGCGGUGGAACUCAAGUGUAGCAGAAGCAGUGAUGGCUGUGUGCAGCCUGAAAGAAUUGACCACACUUGAUUUCCACUUUCCAAGAGUGGAGUAUCUCGAGCAUUUCAUCCGAAGCAGCCAAUCAUGGAAAAGAGGAUUAACGGCAUUCCGUUUUUCGGUGGGCCAUCAUGUUGCGCAGGGAUACUUCUCAUAUGACACCAAUGAAAAUGAAAGAUGGAACAGAUGCUUGAUAUAUGAAGGUGGUGGAAGUGUGUCCCACGCAGUUGUGGAGGUACUUAGUCAUGCUGAUGGGUUUCACAUAGAGGGCAAUAACACCAUUCAAGAGCUAUCAGAAUUCGGAAUGGAAAACAUGAAUCAGCUAGCAUUGUGCUUCAUUAGAGAAUGCAAUGAAAUGAUGCAUGUCAUAAAUGGCACCGGCAUCAAAGAAAGUGCAUUGCCAAGCUUAAAGAAUCUCUUUAUCUGGCAUCUGCCCAGGUUGAGAAGCAUUUGGGAGGGGCCAGUGCAGGUCGGCAGCCUUGCGAGUCUUACAGUUUUGCACCUGACAGGAUGUCCCAUGUUGCGGAAGGUUUUCUCGAUGGACAUGGUUCGACAGCUCUCCAACUUGGAAGACCUCUUCAUCAGAGAUUGUUCCUCAAUAGAAGAAAUAUUCGACGACAAGGAAGUAGAGAUGGCCGUUGAUUACGAUGAUCUAAUGCCAAAACUAUGGAAAUUAGAUAUUCGAGAUUUGCCUCAACUGGCUAGAAUCAGCAAACGGACUUCAUCGUCUUGGCGAGGGUUGUCGACAAUUGUGGUUGAAGACUGUCCAAAUCUAAAGAGCCUCCCAUUUGACGGACAGAAUGCUAAACGACUGUCCAGGAUCCACGGUGAAAGAGAAUGGUGGAAUACACUCGAGUGGGAAGAUGAGGGCAUCAAGCUACGUCUCCUGCGUAAAUUUUACAGAUUGAGGCCUCUAUGAUUGCGCUAGUGAAAAAUGACUGCAGCUAGGCAGGGUAGAUUUGAGGUAGGAUUCGCCGACCAACCUCAAGAUUGAUGGAUGAAGAUUGAGCUUUGGUUAGAUCAUUCUCUUUGUGAUUUGUUCCCUCCAAGCAUUCCAAUUUCUUGGCCACGACCUCAAAUGGAGCAGUUAGGAUAAUCAUCUUAGACACGGCCUGAAUAAGUCCCAAGUAGCAGCUAGCAGGGACUGUGUGGUAGAGUCGCUCAAUCUUGCUACUAUUUUAAUAUUAGGUUUGCCAAGCAUUGUGGAAUUUUAUUGUUUUCUUUAUUCUACCAACUCAACUCUUCAAACUCUUUUAUGUAUUUAAUUCGUAAUGAACAAUGAGAAGAUAAAUGUUAUUUUCUUUCAAAAAAUUUGCCCUUGAGCACAAGG